Molecule: messenger RNA, 1075 nt
Organism: Nezara viridula (southern green stink bug)
Lineage: Eukaryota; Metazoa; Arthropoda; Insecta; Hemiptera; Pentatomidae
Source: the annotation of a GenBank genome assembly
AGGUUUCUCGUUUCUCAAGAUGAAGAUCUUUUUUCUCCUUUUUGUUGUGGCUGUCAGCCAUGCGCUUCCUCACGAUGAAUGGGAAUUGUUUAAGAUAUCGCAUGGGAAGAAGUACAAAACAUUAGCAGAAGAACAACACCGAAUGAAUAUUUUCUAUGACAACAAGCAGUUCAUCGAAAAUCAUAAUAAAAAUUUUGAACAAGGCCUGGUCUCUUUCACUCUGGAAAUGAACCGUUUUGGAGAUUUGAUGAACCACGAAUUCCGAACAAUGAUGAACAGAUACAACAGUACAAAAGCAGCUAGAACUAGACAAGAUUCAUCAACUUAUAUCAGAUCAACCGAUGAAGAAGUUCCCGAAUCUUUUGACUGGAGGCAGGAAGGAGCGGUCACCCCUGUCAAAGAUCAAGCACACUGUGGCUCAUGCUGGGCUUUUAGUACUACUGGAGCUCUUGAAGGACAACACUUCAGGAAGACCGGGGAAUUGGUUUCUCUCAGCGAACAGAACUUGGUCGACUGUUCCAGCAUGUACGGCAACAAUGGGUGUCAAGGAGGACUCAUGGUUGACGCUUUCAAGUACAUUGCUGAAAAUGGCGGCAUCGACACUGAAGAUUCUUAUCCUUAUGAAGGAAGGGACGGCAUGUGUAGAUUCAGGAAGUCAGCUGUUGGUGCUGUUGACUCGGGAGCAAUCGAACUCCCGGGAGACGAUGAAGAGGCCCUCAAGAGUGCAAUUGCAACAAUCGGACCAGUCUCCGUUGCCAUAGACGCAGGGCAAGAUUCAUUCAGGUUCUACAAGAGUGGUGUCUAUGAAGAUAGCAACUGUAGCCCCGCCGGGCUGGAUCACGGAGUCCUUGCGGUUGGCUACGGCUCGGAGGAUGGACAGGACUUCUGGUUGGUGAAGAACUCCUGGAACACCGGUUGGGGAGAAGAAGGCUAUAUCAGGAUUGCCAGGAACAAGGGAAACAUGUGUGGCAUUGCCUCAAUGGCUAGUUUCCCUAAAGUAUAACCUAGUCAGGCAGGUCCUGCUGUUGACAUGCACUUGUUGUUGAAAUGAAUAAAAGUUUUAUUAUUGAUUGAA